UAGAACAGUGUCUGUGUUAGAGCAACCGCCACAAAGCACAUUAUCACAUCAUCCACUUCACUCUCCGAAUGCAAGCUGCAAUUGUAGCCAUGGCAGCUCACACUUUCCUCACUAUCUCUGCCUCUCCAUCUUCUCACACUCUUCUCGCCACAUUCCCCUCACAUUCUUCUCCUCCUCUUCACUCUUCUUUUCACGGCGUCUCUCUCAAACGCCCACUUCCUUCUAACUUGACUCUCUACGCCGUCGCUCCCAAUCCCCUCACUAUUGUCGCCGCCACGAAGCAAGCCGUCGCUGUUCUCAAGGGAAAUUCUAAUGUUGAAGGGGUUGCCACUUUGACUCAAGAAAGUGAUGGUCCUACAACUGUGAAGGUUAGAGUUACGGGGCUUACACCUGGACCUCAUGGUUUUCAUCUACAUGAGUAUGGUGAUACAACAAAUGGAUGCAUGUCAACGGGAGCACAUUUCAAUCCUAACAAUAUGAAUCAUGGUGCUCCUGAGGAUGAAAUUCGCCAUGCGGGUGACCUGGGAAACAUCAUUGCUGGCGCUGAUGGCGUGGCAGAGGCAACCAUUGUAGACAGUCAGAUACCAUUGAGUGGUCCUAAUGCUGUAAUUGGAAGAGCCCUUGUGGUUCAUGAGCUAGAGGAUGACCUUGGAAAAGGUGGGCAUGAACUUAGUUUAACCACUGGCAAUGCAGGUGGAAGACUGGCAUGUGGUGUGGUUGGCUUGACUCCAAUAUAAGGUUAAUACCCGAUUGAACCAAGUAUGGUCUAUGCCAAUGGCUGAUUGCUUUUGCCAGAUUCUCUUAUAGAGCCAGAUGUAAUAAAAACUGAGAGGGUGUAACAUAAAAGUGUGAACACAGAAGUAUUAAUAAAUAAUGUUUGCAAGCAUUCAUCUUGUUUAUUUGUCUCCGGGGCAAAAUAAACUUGAAGUUGUCUAUGCAUGUCUUGUGAACAUCCAGAACCUUUGAGUUUUGAUUUAAUGGAAGACGAGUAGAUGUAUGGUACCGCAUCGCUCUUAUGUUUUUCACUGUAACCAACUGGGUGUAUACUCACUAACCUUAAAUUAGGCUUGACUACAAGCAUUGACUUCUAUCAA
This is a messenger RNA of Mangifera indica (mango), 1094 nucleotides long. Its product is annotated as superoxide dismutase [Cu-Zn], chloroplastic-like. NCBI's taxonomy places the organism in Eukaryota, Viridiplantae, Streptophyta, Magnoliopsida, Sapindales, Anacardiaceae. The record is from RefSeq and is a predicted model, not a curated record. Gene Ontology annotation, biological process: removal of superoxide radicals. Gene Ontology annotation, molecular function: superoxide dismutase activity; copper ion binding. The transcript is spliced from 8 exons. Bases 69 to 737 code for a protein of 222 amino acids.